AUGAAUAGCACGGUUCCUUAUCGUCAUCGACGUAAAACAAUAUCAUGUAAUCGUGAAUGUAUGGUAUGUGGUUCAAAAUCAAUUGGUAUUAAUUUUGGUGCAUCAACAUGUGCUCCAUGUAAAGCAUUUUUUCGUCGUAAUGCCCGACGAAAAGAAGUUAUCAAUUUACCUUGUCAUCAUUAUGAUAUAAAUUUAUUGAAGAAAAAAAAUAUUAAUAUUAAUGAAAGAACAAUUCGUUAUUUACAAAUUCGUCGAUGUUCAUCAUGCCGUUUACGUCGUUGCUUUGAAGUAGGUAUGAAAGAAGAAUUAAUACGAACACAUGAAGAAAAUGAACAACAUAAAAGACUUGUUGAUAUUAAUCGACAACGAAGAGAAUCGAUAAGACAACAACAACAACAAGAAAAACAAUUAUCCAUUGCUCAGCAUAUGGUGAAUAAUAAUGAUUUAGUAAGUAGAAUUGAUUGGCGUCAUUUAUCAAAUAUUGUAUAUGCUUAUGAUAUAUGUUGUGUUAAAACUUAUCUUGAACAACGUAUAAAUAUGUUUGCUGAUAAUAUAUCACAAGAAGAACAACUAAUGAAAAAUUAUGGAAUGCUACCAAUGAUUUUAACCAUUUCGCUUACUUCAUUUCUUAGAUCAUUACCUGCUUUUCAAUCUCUUUCAAGAAGUAAUCAAGCAUUUUUAUGUAAAAAUAAUAUUCGCCGAUUGAUAUUUGUUAAUCUUCAUGAACUCAAUCAAUCAUGUUUUUCUGAACCAUGGCAGGUAGCCGCCUACAUAUCUAUUGCGAAAUUUAUUUGUGGUUCUGAACUAUAUAAACAAUUUGCUCAUAUUGAAAAAUUAGCUGAAAAAUUAAUGAUAGCUGAUCCAAUAAUAACACGUCUCUGGAUUAUUGUAUUAUUUUUUUCUACACCUCUUUUUUCUUAUUAUGCUCCGAAAUCAACAAUAAUAAGAGUAAAGAACAAUUUAUCUUUUAUUACUAUUCAAAACACUUAUGUCAGUCUUUUGUGGAAAUAUUUAUUAUAUCGUCAUGGUCCUAUGGAAUCAAUUCGAAUUUUUUCUAAUCUUAUUCAAAUUUUUUUAAAUAUGUUACGUGUUGGAAUUGAUAUUCAUACGAGAUUACGUAUGGAAAAACAUUUAGUAUCAAUAGAUGAAACACUCGAUGAAUUGGUGCAACUUGAUAUUAAGACUGAUUCAUAG
Molecule: messenger RNA, 1194 nt
Organism: Rotaria sp. Silwood1
Lineage: Eukaryota; Metazoa; Rotifera; Eurotatoria; Philodinida; Philodinidae
Source: the annotation of a GenBank genome assembly